AUGGUGUCUUCGGGGCUCACGAUUCCCUUUUCAUUUGAACAAGGCGUUGAAGUCGAUGAAUUGGAGCGAUUUGCUUUCUGGGACUCUCCCGACGUGGUCAAAUGGUUCAAGGAUCACGGUUAUACCCUGUACAAGCGCAGCGUUUACAGAGGCGAAGAAUUGGCCACGUUUCCCAUAUUCCCACCAGACCCUCAAAGUGGACCUGUUGAAGCCGAUUUCCCAUAUGCUCACCAUGAUAUGGAUACCAUGGAGAUUCCUGAGGAAUACCAAACAGACCCACCUCUAUCUGGUGUUGAUACAUCUGGAAAAAUUCUAUAUGCUCAGGACUCCCUGAAACGACAUGUUGUAAUCAAGCUUGUGCCAGACAACACAGACGAGUAUCGAGUACUGCGGUUUUUGAGCGAGCAAAGUAUGGAUACGUUGAAGGAGAACUGUGUUAUUCCUGUACUGGAUCUCCUACCAAUAGAGGGGUUCUGGCUCGCGGUGAUGCCAAGUGGCUUGCAGAUGGGGCACUGGUAUUUAUCAGCCUCUACCACGGACAUUAGGGAUGCAAACGUUGUAGUGAACCAUUUUGCAGAUUCACGAUUUUCACCGGAUGGGUACCAUCAGCGUGGUACACUGCGCACCGAAAGGCGCCUGUUGUACGCCCUCAUUGACUUUGACUUUUCAGUCAUGCUGGCACCAGACGCUGAUAGGACUAAAUUUCGAUUGCCUUACCAGCGAUUUUGGGGAACAUACAACUACCACACAGAGUAUCUUCCUGUCUUAGCACCUCUGCUAGAUAUGAUGACAACCUGGGAUCUUAAACGACGGUUUACUGCGGCUGAAGCUUUGAAAUUUUUCGAGCAAAACCUUUCAGAGUUAACGCAGAAGGAGCUAGAAGUGGCGGCAGAUGCCUCCGGCCUUGAUGGAAAAGUGGAAGGUGUAUAG
Molecule: messenger RNA, 930 nt
Organism: Psilocybe cubensis
Lineage: Eukaryota; Fungi; Basidiomycota; Agaricomycetes; Agaricales; Agrocybaceae
Exons: 7
Coding region: 1-930 (309 amino acids)
Source: RefSeq, a predicted model, not a curated record